AUGAGUGACACAUCAUGCAGGAUGUCAGAACCACCGUUUAGACCACGAGAGAAACUUAUUGAGAAGCAGAAGUAUUUCCAGAGUGUGCAUAAACACACAUACUUGAAAGGGCCAUAUGACAAGAUUACCUCUGUUGCAAUACCACUUGCAUUGGCAGCAUCUUCAUUGUAUCUGAUUGGAAGAGGGAUCUACAACAUGUCACAUGGAAUAGGGAAGAAAGAAUGA
Molecule: messenger RNA, 225 nt
Organism: Sphenostylis stenocarpa
Lineage: Eukaryota; Viridiplantae; Streptophyta; Magnoliopsida; Fabales; Fabaceae
Source: the annotation of a GenBank genome assembly